GCGGCGGGGGAGGCGGUGCCGGAGGUGGGCUCCGUCACGUCGGCUCGCUCGGCGCCGGCGGCGCGCAGCCGCCGCAGCCGCAGCCGCAGCCGCCGCAGCGGGCGCACCGCUCCGCCGCCGCGGCGGCGGGCGGAGAUGGAGGCGUGGAGCGAGGGCGUGGGGAUCACGCUCCCUUGGCUGGUCGGCAAGCUGCCCUGGGGCGCCCUCGGCCGCGCCGCGCGCGCAGACGAGCGUUUGGCCGCCGAGUCGCGGCUCUCCUCGACCGGGGCUCGCGACGCGGCGCUGCAGCUCGGGUCGGCGGCGUGUCUGCUUCUCGCCCUGCCGCUCGUCGCGGUCUUUUGCCUCUCGCUGGGUGUGCUGCUCCCUCUCGCGGUCCUGCUGCCCCGUCUCGAGCCCGCGCUCGACCUCUCGGCCGGCGAGCCUCUCCCGGUUCUCGCCACCGUCCUCUCCGCUUGGUACGUCCCCGUGCUCGUGGCCGGCGCGUUGCUCGUGCCGCGCGUGCGCUCCUUCCAGCGCGUGCGCGUGCGGUUGCGUGGCGCCGACUCGUUCCCGAAUGCUUUCUAUUGCGCCCCCGUCGCGGCGGCCAUCGCAGCGCGCUGCGAGGCCGCCGUCGCCGCGGUGCGCACCUAUUCUCGGCGGGCAGCCGCGGCGCCCGUCCUCCUCAAGUUUGGCGCCGAGUGCUCCAUCUGCAUGGGGCCCAUCGAGCCGGGGCGGAGGGUGCGCGCGCGCGAGUGAGAGAGACGCCCGCCAACCGCCAUCUCUUCCGCGAGGGAUCCCUCCUUGCUCUCGCCCCGCCCCCGACGCCGCACCCAUCCAGCCCGCGAGCCCCCAACCCCCGU
Messenger RNA from Emiliania huxleyi CCMP1516, 839 nucleotides. RefSeq lists its product as hypothetical. The transcript is spliced from 3 exons. Lineage: Eukaryota; Haptophyta; Isochrysidales; Noelaerhabdaceae. The record is from RefSeq and is a predicted model, not a curated record. The annotation marks the transcript as partial.